AUUGGCUGAGAGCACCCUACUUCAGAUGUAGGACAAAGGUGACGGACGGUUGUCAGUAACACUGGGUCAUUACGCUGUGUGCUCUCUCUAAAACCAUGCUAAUGAACAAGUUGCUCCGAGCCUCGCUGCGCUCCGGCGUGCGUCUACAGGGCACCAGUGCAGCAGCUGCUAAAGCACCCUCUCCUGCUGCAGCCAGUGGAUACUCCUUUGAACUAAGCGAGCAGCAGAAAGAGUUCCAACAACUUGCCCGAAAAUUUGCCCGAGAAGAAAUAGUCCCAGCAGCGGCAGAAUACGACAAGACUGGGGAGUAUCCUUUCCCCGUUAUCAAGAAGGCAUGGGAACUUGGUCUGGUCAAUGGUCAUAUUCCAGAAGAAUAUGGUGGAAUGGGUUUGUCCAUCUUUGACACCUGCCUCAUCACAGAAGAACUGGCUUUUGGUUGCACAGGGAUCCAGACGGCCAUCGAAGCAAACUCACUCGGACAAAUGCCCGUGAUUCUCGCUGGCAGUGAUGCACAGAAGAAGAAAUACCUGGGGAGAAUGGUGGAAGAGCCUUUAAUGUGUGCCUACUGUGUGACAGAGCCUGGGGCUGGGUCAGAUGUGGCUGGGAUUAAAACUAAAGCUGUGAAAAUGGGUGAAGAGUACGUGGUGAACGGACAGAAGAUGUGGAUCACAAACGGAGGCAAAGCCAACUGGUAUUUCCUUUUGGCCCGAACAAAUCCUGACCCUAAAUGUCCUGCAAGCAAAGCUUUCACUGGCUUCAUUGUGGACGCAGACACUCCAGGAAUUCAAGUCGGAAGAAAGGAGAUGAACAUGGGCCAGCGGUGCUCAGACACCAGGGGCAUUGUGUUUGAGGACGUGAGGAUUCCCAAAGAAAACGUCCUGCUCGGAGAAGGAGCCGGCUUUAAGAUUGCGAUGGGUGCUUUCGACAAGACCAGACCACCAGUUGCUGCUGGAGCGACUGGUCUGGCACAGAGAGCUCUGGAAGAGGCCACUAACUAUGCCCUGGAGAGGAAGACCUUUGGCAGAGUCAUCGCUGAGCACCAGGCGAUCUCAUUCAUGCUAGCAGAGAUGGCCAUGAAAGUUGAAUUGGCACGAAUGGCCUAUCAGCGCUCGGCCUGGGAGGUGGACCAGGGCAGACGAAAUACAUACUAUGCCUCCAUCGCCAAAGCCUUUGCCGGGGACAUUGCCAACCAGGUGGCCUCCGACGCAGUGCAGAUAUUUGGAGGCAACGGGUUCAACAGCGACUAUCCCGUGGAGAAACUCAUGAGAGAUGCCAAGAUCUACCAGAUUUAUGAAGGCACAGCUCAGAUCCAGAGACUGAUCGUGGCUCGUGAACAUCUUGGCCGAUACAAGAAAUAACUUGUCAA
Molecule: messenger RNA, 1366 nt
Organism: Periophthalmus magnuspinnatus
Lineage: Eukaryota; Metazoa; Chordata; Actinopteri; Gobiiformes; Gobiidae
Gene: acadm
Product: acyl-CoA dehydrogenase medium chain
Exons: 12
Coding region: 96-1358 (420 amino acids)
Biological process (GO): fatty acid beta-oxidation; medium-chain fatty acid catabolic process
Cellular component (GO): mitochondrion
Molecular function (GO): flavin adenine dinucleotide binding; medium-chain fatty acyl-CoA dehydrogenase activity
Source: RefSeq, a predicted model, not a curated record